AUGCUUGAAAUUAUUGACAUAUCGUUAGCAACUUCGGGUCCUGAACUUGUUUCAGCUGCUGCUGAUCAAGGUUUUUUAUUCAUCAAAGGCCAUGGAUAUACUCCUUCUGAGGUUGAGGAGCUCUUCAGAUUAUCAGAAGAAUGUUUUAAUUUGCCACAUGAUACGAAAAUGAAAUAUUCUUUACUGGACACCGAAAAUGUGGGGUAUACCAGCAUUUAUGCUGAAACUCUUGAUACAAAAAACGAUGAUGUGGGUUCUGCUAAAGGAGACCCUAAAGAGACAUUCAACUUUGGUCAGUUAGAUUUUUUAACCGGGAUCCCAAAUCAAAGACUCCCCGAUAUUAUUGGGAAAGACAAGUCGAAUCUUAAUAUCCUUGCGUAUCACAUAAAGAAGAUGUAUGAUAUUUCCCAAAAAAUCCUUGAACUCUUAGCAAUCGGGUUGCAGCUAGAGGAUCCACAUUGGCUCAAAGAGAGAUUCAAGCAGGAUAUGGUAAGUGGACUGGCACUUCGACUCCUCAAAUACCCAACUCCAGAUGAGUUGGAUCCCACUACUGAAGUUAGAGCUGGGGCACAUACCGAUUACGGAGCGUUGACCUUAUUAUUUCAACGACAACCAGGGCUAGAAAUCUUCCAAAAAAAUCAAUGGGUAAAGGUGCCUUCCCUUGAAUCUUCUAAUCCGGAAGAAGCUUCCCCAAUGGUUGUUAACAUCGGUGAUCAACUUUCUUAUUGGACCAACAAAUACUUGGCCUCCACCAUGCAUAGAGUAAGAUUUCCUGAAGAUGCUGAAUCUCAAACCAAUGCGAGAUACUCGAUAGUGUUUUUCUGUCAUCCGGCAGACAAUACGGUUCUUGAACCGUUACAAAGCCCACUAAUCAGUGCAGAAAAGCUGGAAGAAAAAAGAUUGACAGCCAAACAGCAUCUUCGACGGAAGUUGGCUGCGGCCUACCACUGGGACGGCACCUCGUGA
Saccharomycopsis crataegensis is the source of this 966-nucleotide messenger RNA. Its product is annotated as isopenicillin N synthase family dioxygenase. NCBI's taxonomy places the organism in Eukaryota, Fungi, Ascomycota, Saccharomycetes, Ascoideales, Saccharomycopsidaceae. The transcript has a single exon. The coding region runs from base 1 to 966 and encodes 321 amino acids. Gene Ontology annotation, molecular function: 2-oxoglutarate-dependent dioxygenase activity. The record is from RefSeq and is a predicted model, not a curated record.